Messenger RNA from Hordeum vulgare subsp. vulgare (domesticated barley), 390 nucleotides. RefSeq names its product homeobox-leucine zipper protein ROC8-like. Gene Ontology annotation, biological process: regulation of DNA-templated transcription. NCBI's taxonomy places the organism in Eukaryota, Viridiplantae, Streptophyta, Magnoliopsida, Poales, Poaceae. Bases 1 to 390 code for a protein of 129 amino acids. The transcript is spliced from 3 exons. The record is from RefSeq and is a predicted model, not a curated record. Gene Ontology annotation, molecular function: DNA-binding transcription factor activity, RNA polymerase II-specific; DNA binding.
AUGGAAUUCAGCGACCACAAAGCGGGGGUCUCUGUGAACCAGCAGCUACCGCGGGAGAGUCGGAAGAGCCAACGUCGCCACAAACCAGCGCAGAUUCAAAAAAUGCAAAAGUUGUUCGAGACUAGUGCCUACCCGGAUGAGGUCCAGAGCGCUCAGCUUGCUCGUGAUCUUGUCCUCGAUACCAAGCAGAUCAGGUCCUGGUUCCAGAACCACUAUACAAAGAUGAAGAUUGAGUACAGUAGAGCGAAGAACCUCUUGCUCGGCAAGGAGAAAAUGAGGAUCCUGUCUGAGAACAUGGUCAUGCGAGAGGCGCUCAAGAACUUCGUGUGCCUCAACGCCAACUACACCACCAAAGAAUACUUCGACCAACAAGAGGAGAUCAAUAGGUAG